UGUGGUGGGCCCAGCCUGUUCGGCCUCGGCAGGCAGGCUCUGGGCGGCUGGUCCUUGUCUUCCGAAGGGGCCCAGCUGCUCCCAGCUCUCAUUUCCUGUGGAGACUUUCUCACAGUCCUCAAGCCCCCCGGAUGCCUCAGGCUGUGGGAACUGCGCUGGCUCAGGCAGGACGGGCUGUGCCCCCACCCCCAGCUGGAGCCACAUCCCCCGAAACCCUCAGGGGACCCUGUGUGCAGAAUCCGGGACCUAUGUGGAGUAGAGCCGGGGAGGAAGUUGGAUACCUCAUCCACUGGACGACAUUGAGCAACUCCCUUGCCCUAUCUGACCCUCAGUUUGCCCAUCUGUAAAUGGGGACAAUGAUAGCAUCUUCUUCACAGGGUCAUCAUGAGGACUAGAGGAGGUCCCGGGCUUGGCCCAGGGAAGAGCCAGCACAAGGAGCUGCUCAAACCAUCACCGCGCCCAUCUUAUAGACGAGGUCACUGAGACCCAAUGAGGGGACGUGCCCAAGGUCACACUGCUUCCUCCCUUUCAGUGGGGGGCCUGCUCCAGAGCCUGAGAGGGUCUCCUCUCCCCACACCCCCCUGCUCCAUUUCGUCUUCUUGACAUCGAUUCUGGGCUCCUAAUCCAGUUGAAAUAUUAUUUCUCUGCGCCCUCCCCUCCCCAGCUUCUCCUCAUCUCUGCCCUGGAGUGGUCCCCUUUCCCAGGGAGCCUGCUUUGUGCAAGGCACAAAGCGGAACCAGCCCGGAUCUGGUCCGAGUGGCUGUGCGUCCUGGAUCAAGUCACAAACUUCAGUUUUUUCCUUUAUCAAGCGGGGCCUGCAGAUUACAGGCAUUCAGUCAGCGCUCCACACGCCCUCUCAGGGCUCAGCAUCCUCAGCGCUGCCCUGGGAAGAACGGCCCCCAUCCGUCCUCUCCUCACAGGGCCGGUGCCCUUUUUGAACACCUGCCAGCAAGCUCACCACUGUCAAGAAGACUGAGGGCCCAGCAUGGUGGAGAAGGAGCAGGGGUGUCUUCAGGACAGAGGUGGCCCAUCUGACAGGAGGCAGGGCAGGGGCUAAAGCCAAGAGCCUUCCUGGCAGAGAAUCCCAAAGGCCCCAUGGCAGGGGCCGCUGGAGAGCCAGAGGCUGGCGGGGACUACGUGAAGUUCUCCAAGGAGAAGUACAUCCUGGACUCCUCACCUGAGAAAUUGCACAAGGAGUUGGAGGAGGAACUCAAACUCAGCAGCACGGAUCUCCGCAGCCAUGCCUGGUACCAUGGCCGCAUCCCCCGUGAGGUCUCGGAGACCCUGGUGCAACGCAAUGGCGACUUCCUCAUCCGGGACUCACUCACCAGCCUGGGUGACUAUGUGCUCACCUGCCGCUGGCGCAACCAGGCCUUACACUUCAAGAUCAACAAGGUGGUGGUGAAGGCGGGUGAGAGCUACACCCACAUCCAGUACCUGUUUGAGCAGGAGAGCUUCGACCACGUGCCGGCGCUCGUGCGGUACCACGUGGGCAGUCGCAAGGCUGUGUCGGAGCAGAGCGGGGCCAUCAUCUACUGCCCCGUCAAUCGCACCUUCCCGCUGCGCUACCUGGAGGCCUGCUAUGGCUUGGGCCAGGGCAGCGGCAAGGCUGCCGGCCCCGCCAGCCCCUCGGGCCCCAAGGGCAGCCACAUGAAGAGGCGCAGCGUCACCAUGACUGACGGGCUCACCGCCGACAAGGUCACCCGCGGCGACGGCUGCCCCACGAGCACAUCACUGCCCCACCCCCGGGAGUCCAUCCGCAACUGUGCCCUCAGCAUGGACCAGAUCCCAGACCUGCACUCGCCCAUGUCCCCCAUCUCCGAGAGUCCCAGCUCCCCCGCCUACAGUACUGUGACCCGUGUCCACGCUGCCCCUCCAGCUCCUUCUGCCACAGCGCUGCCUGCCUCGCCUGUCACCCGCCGCUCCAGUGAACCCCAGCUGUGUCCUGGAAGUGCCCCAAAGCCCCCUGGGGAAUCGGACAAGGGCCCUUAUGCCAGUCCCUCCCACACGCUCUGCAAGGCCUCCCCAUCACCAUCAGUUAGCAGCUACAGUGACCCGGACUCUGGCCAUUACUGCCAGCUCCAGCCACCUGUCCGUGGCAGCCGAGAGUGGGCAGCAGCUGAGGCCUCCAGCCGGCAGGCCAGGAGCUACGGAGAGAGGCUAAAGGAACUGUCAGAAAAUGGGGCCCCCGAGGGGGACUGGGGCAGAACCUUCAAGGUCCCCAUUGUGGAAGCCACCUCUUCCUUCAACCCAGCCACCUUCCAGUCACUACUGAUCCCCAAGGAUAACCGGCCACUGGAAGUGGGCCUCCUGCGCAAGGUCAAGGAGCUGCUAGCAGAAGUGGAUGCCCGGACGCUGGCCCGGCACGUCACCAAAGUUGACUGCCUGGUUGCUAGGAUACUGGGCGUUACCAAGGAGAUGCAGACCCUAAUGGGAGUCCGCUGGGGCAUGGAGCUGCUCACCCUCCCCCAUGGCCGGCAGCUACGACUAGACCUGCUGGAAAGGUUCCACACCAUGUCCAUCAUGCUGGCCGUGGACAUCCUGGGCUGCACGGGCUCCGCCGAGGAGCGGGCAGCGCUUCUGCACAAGACCAUCCAGCUGGCGGCGGAACUCCGGGGGACCAUGGGCAACAUGUUCAGCUUCGCUGCGGUCAUGGGCGCCCUAGAUAUGGCUCAGAUUGCCCGGCUGGAGCAGACGUGGGUGACCCUUCGGCAGCGACACACAGAAGGUGCCAUCCUCUAUGAGAAGAAGCUCAAGCCAUUUCUCAAGAGCCUCAACGAGGGCAAAGAGGGCCCGCCGCUGAGCAACACCACCUUUCCCCAUGUGCUGCCACUUAUCACUCUGCUGGAAUGUGACUCGGCCCCAGCGGAGAGCCCUGAGCCCUGGGGCAGCACGGAGCAUGGCGUGGAGGUGGUCCUGGCCCACCUGGAGGCUGCCCGCACCGUGGCACACCACGGAGGCCUGUAUCACACCAACGCUGAGGUCAAGCUGCAGGGGUUUCAGGCCCGGCCAGAGCUCCUGGAGGUGUUCAGCACCGAGUUCCAGAUGCGCCUUCUCUGGGGCAGCCAGGGCGCCAGCAGCAGCCAGGCCCGACGCUACGAGAAGUUUGACAAGGUCCUCACUGCCCUGUCCCACAAACUGGAGCCUGCUGUCCGCUCCAGCGAGCUGUGA
Suricata suricatta (meerkat) is the source of this 3171-nucleotide messenger RNA. It is a transcript of the gene SH2D3C, whose product is annotated as SH2 domain containing 3C. NCBI's taxonomy places the organism in Eukaryota, Metazoa, Chordata, Mammalia, Carnivora, Herpestidae. Gene Ontology annotation, biological process: positive regulation of peptidyl-serine phosphorylation; small GTPase-mediated signal transduction. The record is from RefSeq and is a predicted model, not a curated record. Gene Ontology annotation, molecular function: phosphotyrosine residue binding; guanyl-nucleotide exchange factor activity. The transcript has 11 exons. The coding region runs from base 1096 to 3171 and encodes 691 amino acids.